AUUUGACAAUAUACUAUUGACAUUAAUAGAAUUUUGAUGAGUUACAUAAGAUUACAUAACUCUGUUAUACUUAAGUUAACAGAACAAUGAGAUUAGGAAUAAUUACGUUUGUUCUUGGUUUUCAAAUAGCAACCGGUUUAAGGAAACCUACAAACGAAGUGAAACAUGCCAAAAAACAGAUCGAUACAGAUUGCAAAAAAAUAUCAUGUCCGGCCGUGGAGGAUCCGAUAUGUAUGAAAAUCAAAAAUAAAAACUCCAACAAGACUGCUUUCGUGAUUUUACUGAACAAAUGCGAAAUGAGAUACAUGAAGUGCCAUAAAGCUAUGGAAGGUGUAACAGUUCCAAUGAAGUACUGUGACCAUACUUCUACACAUGGAGACAAACACAAAUCUCACACCAGAAGGAAAAGAAGCGCUUUAAGAGGUCCUGAGAAAAUUCUGCCGCCGAAACGAACUGAAAACCCUUUGCGUUACAAUUCAUAUGAUCAAGAUUCAGGACAUGGCAAGCUUUCUCUUUCGAUGGAAGACAUCACUUACGAUGAAGGGAAUAUACAUGGAUUAGAUCCAUCCAAAUUAUCGUAUGAUAGUUCAGGUUUGGACAGCCGUACUGGUAAAUCGAGGUUAAAUAAGGAAAUCAGCAGCGAAAAUGAAGAUUUCAUGGGAUCGCCUGAAUACGACGAUGUGUUCAAAAGUGACUGCCCAAAGGAGUGUCCAGCUCGCGUCAGGUUAGUCUGUGGUCAAUGCGACCACGGAGUCUACAAGACCUUCCUGAGCACGUGCCAUCUUAGAAUGUUCAAUUGCGCCCAGCAUAUUGAGAAAAUGCAGCUGAUCACCCGCAAUGCGUGCCUGUCGUCGUCGCCUCUACUGACGGGCGAACCCGGAGAAGAUCUGCAUUUGGAGCCAGACGGGAGGGUCUACGAUCGAGAUGACGCAGAUCCAGUUUUGGCAUUCAUUCGAUGUAGAAACAGAAAUUCUAUCAUGGUAGAUGAAAAUGGUCUCGAAAUUAUAGAUGCCGGUGCAUGCAAAGAUAUAGGGAAGAAGUUGAAACAAGACGAGGAUUAUGACAAUUAAAAACAUUAGGAUAUUAUUUACGUUAAAUAAAGAAUUGUUUUAUUUUUAA
This is a messenger RNA of Plodia interpunctella (Indianmeal moth), 1119 nucleotides long. RefSeq lists its product as uncharacterized. NCBI's taxonomy places the organism in Eukaryota, Metazoa, Arthropoda, Insecta, Lepidoptera, Pyralidae. The coding region runs from base 87 to 1070 and encodes 327 amino acids. The transcript has 12 exons. The record is from RefSeq and is a predicted model, not a curated record.